Molecule: messenger RNA, 7018 nt
Organism: Cygnus olor (mute swan)
Lineage: Eukaryota; Metazoa; Chordata; Aves; Anseriformes; Anatidae
Gene: PHEX
Product: phosphate regulating endopeptidase homolog X-linked
Exons: 22
Coding region: 515-2758 (747 amino acids)
Biological process (GO): protein processing
Cellular component (GO): plasma membrane
Molecular function (GO): metalloendopeptidase activity
Source: RefSeq, a predicted model, not a curated record
GCAAUGGUUUAAGAAGAGGGAACUUCAGUCAGCAAAUAAUUAGGUUUGUAAAACAAGCGCAAGAGAAAACGAAAACCUUCCAUCAGUCUCGUGCUUGUAAAAGUUGUCAGAAAUCCUGCUUUGAUUGUAACGGCUUUACAGCUAUAUGUUAGAAUAACUAAAACGUCUGUUCAGCAACAUUGUGAAAUCCUCGUGCUCUGAACUUUUGAUAAAGGGGACUGCUGAGCGAUUGGCUCGUAGAGACUUUUACAGGCAGCAGGAGCUGUAAGUAGAGUGGUCACUGCUUGCCUUCCCUAGGUCUGGUCAGAGGGAAGUGCAGAAGACAGCUUUUUAUAUGAGUGCUUGAUUUUCCUUGGAGAGGGAGAGAGCAGGAAGUGCCUAGGAAAUGGUUCACGACAGAAACCUGAAGUUCUAAAUAGAAGAGAGGAGGAGGAGAGCUGAUGGAUGCAGCUUCUGAGUAGUUGAGCUCCUGAACCAGACUUCUCUGAGAGUGAGCACAUCCCAUCCCAUCCUGAUGGAAGGGGAGACGGUACCAGAGACCAGGAGAGCAGCCAACAAAGCCACUCGGAUUGCCCUUGGUGUGUUCGUGGCUGGCACCAUUGCGCUUGGCACUGCACUUUUCUUGGUUAGCCAAGGUCUUAUAAAGUUUCACCCGAAGCAACAAUACUGUUUGACUUCAGAAUGCAUUGAAGCUGCUGCUGCCAUCUUAGGCAAGAUAAAUCAGUCUGUAGAUCCUUGCGAGAACUUUUAUCGAUUUGCAUGUGAUGGCUGGAUAUAUAAUCACCCUAUUCCUGAAGACAUGUCAAACUACGGUGUUUAUCCUUGGCUGCGGCACAAUGUGGACCUCAAACUAAAGGCAUUACUUGAGAAACCAAUCAGCAAAAGACAGGACAGUGAAGCUGUACAGAAGGCCAAGAUCCUUUACGCAUCCUGUAUGAAUGAGAAAAAAAUCGAAAAAGCCGAUGUGAAACCACUGCUAAGCAUACUGAGGCACUCCCCUUUCCACUGGCCUGUGCUGGAAUCCAACAUUGGACCUGAGGGGCUGUGGUCGGAGAGGAGGUUUAGCUUAGUCCAGACUCUGGCAACCCUUCGUGGUCAAUACAGUAACUCUGUCUUCAUCCGUUUAUAUGUGGCUGCUGAUGACAAAAUUUCCAACCGGUACAUCCUGAAGCUAGAUCAAGCAAGCCUCUCUCUUUCAUCUCGAGAGGAUUACCUAGAAAACACCACAGAAGCUAAAUCUUACCGAGAUGCCUUUUUGCAGUUCAUGGUUGAUACAGCAGUGCUUCUGGGUGCAAAUGCUUCACGAGCCGAGUCUGAUAUGAAGUCAGUUCUGAAGCUGGAAGUUAAAAUAGCUGAGAUCAUGAUUCCAUAUGAAAAUCGAACAAGCGAGGUGAUGUACAAUAAAAUGAACAUAUCGGAGCUUAGUGCCAUGAUUCCACAGUUUGACUGGCUGGGAUACAUCAAGAAAGUGAUUGACACCAGACUCUACCCUGAGCUCAAAGACAUAGGUCCUUCAGAAAAUGUGAUUAUCCGUGUUCCCCAGUACUUCAAAGAUUUAUUCAGGAUACUUGAAAGUGAAAGGAAAAAGACUCUUGCCAACUAUCUGGUGUGGAGGAUGGUUUAUUCAAGGUUAUUUAACCUCAGUAGACGUUUUCAGUAUCGGUGGCUGGAAUUUUCUCGGGUGAUCCAUGGAACAACAUCUUUGCUGCCUCAGUGGGAUAAAUGUGUGGACUUUGUUGAAAGUGCACUCCCUUACGUUGUUGGUAAGAUGUUUGUGAAUGCCCAUUUUCAAGAAGACAAGAAAGAGAUGAUGGAGGAGUUGACUGAAGGAAUACGCUGGGCUUUUAUCGACAUGUUGGAAAAGGAAAAUGACUGGAUGGACUCUGAAACAAAAAGAAAAGCUUACGAGAAGGCAAAAGCAGUUAUGGCAAAAGUGGGUUAUCCCCAGUUUAUAAUGAAUGACACAUAUAUUAAUGAAGACAUCAAAACACUGAAAUUUACAGAAAGUGACUAUUUUGGCAAUGUAUUACAAACUCGCAAAUACGCAGCCCAGUCUGAUUUCUACUGGCUUAGAAAAGAAGUUCCAAAAACAGAGUGGUUUACCAGCCCAACUACUGUCAAUGCUUUUUAUAGUGCAUCUACCAAUCAAAUCAGAUUCCCAGCAGGAGAACUGCAAAAGCCUUUCUUUUGGGGAACAGAGUAUCCUAGAUCAUUAAGCUAUGGUGCUAUAGGAGUAAUUGUUGGCCACGAGUUUACUCAUGGAUUUGAUAAUAAUGGUCGGAAAUACGACAAAAAUGGAAAUUUAGACCCAUGGUGGACAAAUGGCUCUGAAGAAAAAUUUAAAGAGAAGACAAAAUGCAUGAUUAAUCAAUACAGCAGUUACUACUGGAAGAGAGCUGGCUUACAUGUGAAUGGCAAGAGGACUUUGGCAGAAAACAUUGCAGAUAAUGGAGGUUUGCGAGAGGCUUUCAGAGCAUACAGGAGAUGGAUUAGAGAAAAGAGAGGAGGAGAAGAAGAACCUUUACUGCCAGGCCUUGACUUCACACACAACCAGCUUUUCUUUCUGAGUUAUGCCCAUGUAAGAUGCAACUCCUUUAGAUCAGAAUCUGCAAGAGAACAAAUAUAUGCUGGAGCUCACAGCCCUCCUAUGUUCAGAGUUAUUGGUGCCAUGAGCAACUUUGAAGAGUUCCGUAAGGCUUUCAGCUGCCCAGUAAACACGAAUAUGAACCGAGGGGCAGAAUCCUGCCGGCUGUGGUAGACAUCCCACACAGGUCUUUUGUCAACAGGGGUCUGCAAUGUGAACUGCUGCAUCUGAGCUCAUGCCCACCACUAGAGUUUCAGAAUAAUGUUCUGCAAUCUGGAGAGGUGUUACUUCAAAUGCACUCAUAUGGAUGAACUAUAUGGGCACUCCUUUUAUCCAUAAAACUCCUCCUGUUCAUCUGCAGUUGCAUUGCCAUUGAUGAGUAACUGCCAUUAUCAAUUCUAAUUCCUGAUUUAUAUGUGAGCAAGAGGUAAAUGCUAAAAUCUAGUUUUAAUCUAUUGCUCUGCAGGGGUGCUAUGCAGAAUGCUCCCAUACAAAAUUUGUUCUUUUUGGAUGAAGAAAUUCAUGAGACCUACUAUAAAGCCAACUCUGAUCUGCUGUGUGAUACAGCAUUUUCAUAACUUAAACUGUCACUGCCCAGCAUGCCAUAAAUGAUGUUGCAUGAUGUAAAGGCACAAGACUUUAUAUAAAUUUGGUUUAAUAUGUCAGAUUAGUGCCUUAGGUUUUGGAACAGCUUCAAGCUGAGAAAGCACCUCAUGGUUUCCAUCUGCUAGGACUAAAUAGAAAGGAUACUUGUCAGAUCCUGUCCUUUUCUAAUUUUAGAACAGCUUAUGACAAAAAUCAACGUAUGGUGAAAAAACAGAGGCUUGCAGAGGGAUUUCCCAGCACCAUGAUACCCAGAUUUAUUACAGCACUUAUUCCUGUUUAAAGUGUGGGCAGUUUUUUUCCCCAUGGGCUGAAUUUUAUGUUGUGCUGAAGAUGGUUUCACCUACAUUUAUUUUUAAGCCCGAAAUACUACACCAGUUUUAAUUUUAGUAUGUGUUAGUGUCUGAGAUUUACAGAAGAAUAUAAGUAGUAUACAUGUUUGUCCUCAUGUUCUGAACAGGGCAAGAUUACCUGUAGUUUUAAGGAAAGAAGAAUAUGUGACUGAAAAACAGAGUGCCAGCAGCAUUUGACUUGUCUGGGUCAAAAGAUCAGUUUAGAAGUAGAGGACUUUUAAAUGCAGCAUAUACACAGGCCAGUUGAGUUUUUUAUCUGAUUUCUAAUGAUAUUAAAUAAAAAUAAAAUAAAAUUUAGUAGCAGAAAAUAUUUAAUGCAAAAUUAUUAGUAAAGGGGGAAGAAAACUAAGAUAGCCCUUUCUUCCCUAACAGAAAGAUACAUAUUUAACUGGUAUUUAUUUAUACCCUGUGCAUUAAUUCAUUUUUGGAUUGUGGAAUCAUUUCAAAUGGAGAGAGAGCUUCUUUACAUUGAUUUAAUUACUGCAAAUCUAUAUGUCUGUGUAUAUAUAUUAUAUAUAUACAAAAAAUAUAGAUUCUUCUAUUAAUUUGUUUAAGUUUUAUUUUAUCAGUAUAUAAAUAUUUGUAAGAUACAUUUUUUUACAAGGAUUGAUCAAUUAUUUUCUAACAGUCAAGGUGGAUGAAGGUUCAGCUGAAGCUAAGUUUUUGCAAAUGGGGUUAGUUUCCUAUGUUUCUUUAUAAAGAAGGGAGACAUUAUGGAAACAUACUUCAUAAAAGAAAAUAGAUCCUCAAACUACCUUUCAGAGUGAAGGAACUAAACUUAAGUCAUUCCUAAACUUAAGUCAUUGUUGCCACAAUCAAAAAAUUAUGUUUUAGGGGCUAGGAUUUUCUUUUAAUUUUCCCCUGAAGAAAAUCAAUUUUUUCUUAAGAGCAAACACACUUUUCUUCCUUUAAGCCAGCUCUUAGUUCUAUGGAACAUAGUUUAUUUUUUGAGUUGACACUAACAUUUUUAUUUUUUUUCCUGGAGAUAUUUUUCACACAAACUAUUUAGAUGACAGUAUUUUCAUAAGAACUUUCCUCAGACAAGUAGGAAUGGCUCUUGAGCAAAGUCACAGGGUUUGCCUACUAAUGGGAAAGUUCCUCAACAAAUUGAGUGCUGUCCUGAUUUCAUUCCUGUUCUCAUACAAGUACUGAGACAACUUGAUGUUGGCUGUUUUGGAUCAACAGCACAAAGUUCAGGGGUGAAAUCCUGGCCUCAUUAAAGGUAGUACCAAUACGGUCAUUGUCCUCAAAGAAGUCAGAACAGUGACUCAAACACUUAUCUAAACUUUCUAAAUUACUGGCCUAGGCAAGAAUGUUUUCACAACAGUCAGCUUGGAGUUUUCUAAUUUUAUCUCUUGGGUCAGAGAUGCAUUUGAAAGAAUUUCUCUCUCAUGGCUAUUUUCCAGUUUGACAGAUCCUGUCAUUUUGUAUUUUUUUUGGGGGGGGUCCAACUCUGUACUGGAUAGUGAUUUUUUCUAAAACGCCUUAUGUCACACUUGCUAGGCUCAGGGCUUUCAUGUUUAAUACCAAAGACUUUUGAACUGUGCCAUGGAUAUUCCCAAUAUCACAGCUACCACUGCAAAACCUUCUCAUCCUUGCUAGGGCAGGCACCCGUCUCCUACAGAGGGCAGCGGAACGGGUCCUGGGCUGGGGGCAUUGCAGGGAGGUGUGGGGCUUGUGGACAAUGCACUGGAAGGAACGAAGAGGGGGCAUGGCCAGAUUUUGGACCCCACUUUUAGAAGUUGAGAAGAGGCCUAUGUACUGCCAGGAAAGCCAGAAGUCCCUGCUGCUGACAUGCACGUUCAUCAGUAGUAUCUGAGUCUGGGCAAUCUUGCUGUUGACUCAGGUGUUUGCUGCCUUGGGCUUAGGUCUUGCAUACGGCAGCAUGCACAGCUUUGUGUUAGCACAAGGAGCCAGUCCCACCUUACGUGCCUGCUUCUUACCUCCAACCAACCAAAGAGCUGAUUGCACAAUUUACAAUUUACAAUUCACUUUGGAAUCAGCUAUUUAGGUGCCAGGUGGAAAGCAAAGCAGAAGGUAACUAAGCACAUUCAUAAAAUUUGGUCACCUAAGAUAGCUAGAAAAAUGGUGAUGAUAUGUGAGGUCCCUUCACAUUGCCUCUAUUUUAACAGAUUCCCUGGCCCUGCUUUGUUUUCACACUGUGCCUCCCUGGUCUGUGCUAGUAAUGUCUUGCUGUAUUACUAUCAGGUUCACUUACUGCAUCUAUGCAAACAGUUCCUUCAUCAUAUAUGUUUUACUCCUAGAACUUCUGUAUUGAUAUAUUUUUUUAAUUGCCAGUAAUUAUUGCAACACUCUUUUUGCCUUAAGCACACUGUAAAAUGUUUCCUUCUCUUGGGUCAGUAAUCUUCUUAUCUUCCAGUGGUCAGAAGGGGAAAGAUAUCAUAUGAAAAAAAAGCAACACAUUUUACCUGUGUGAAUUUGAAUAGAGAAAUAACCCCUACUCCUGUCCCAUGUCCUCUUCUUCUGGUCCUGAAACUAUGCAAACUUUUUUUUUUUCCCCUGACCCUGAGAAAGCCGUAAUACCACCUCGUACACUGUGAGUAUUUCUGCUGAUCCUGUUGUGAAAGUGUGAAAGAGUAGCUUUACACGAGUGGCUCUCUGAAAAGGCAGCUGAGCAACUCACCUGUGUAAACCACUUAGGUAUGUCAAUGAUGUCUAGGCUGGGGCCUGAUGCUGAAGGACCAAAAAACCCAGCUGCAUUAUAAAGCUCUGCCUUGAGCCUCGUGCAAGGGAACUUCAGCAUUCUUCACAUAAGAAUGCUAUCAUGACACUAAAUGUUUGAAACAUUUAUGAAAUAAACAGGUGGUUUUAUGUGUAACUUUUUCCUGAGUAUUAUUCACAAAUUACAGCAUAGAAGUCUGUCUUACAGCAAUGUAAUAUAUAUAUCUGUCUCCAAAUAAACAUUAAAAACCUGACGACUCAAGAGACAAAACCAUAGUGAGUUAAAAGGUCUUUUGUGUUUGUGUCUUUUUAAUCUGGAUUUUUAUUUCUCUCGUGAGUCUAUUCUACUUCCUAAUUUUCCUUCUUGCAUGGUAAGUUAACAGACUAUUUCAAAGACAAUUGUGUUAGCCAAUAAGAGCCAAAGUGAUGAAGAAUUUUUGUAUGCAUGCACUAUGGCAGAAUCUGGUUGUCCUGUAACUGCCCAACUCUGCAAUGUUACUUCUGUAAUAUAUAGUCUUUAUAAAAUGUAAUAAAGAGCAUAAUGACAUGGCCCCAGGUUCUCAAGGCUACCGUUAUUGUUUGGCAGCGAAAGAAGGGCCAUCUCCAGCCAGAGUUUAUUAAGCUCCACUUGCCCCUGCUAAUCCACUGGAGGCGAUUAAAAUAAACAUAGGACAAGCUACUGUGGAUGAGGGAUGGAUGGUGCAGAAACUGCAGAGGGGAAGGCAGAAGAACUGCCCCAAUGUGAAGCCUCUGAAUCAUAACAAGGGGUGGGAGAACAGCUACCUGUGUACUUAAA